Tyto alba (common barn owl) is the source of this 1519-nucleotide messenger RNA. Its product is annotated as GTP-binding protein Rhes-like. The record is from RefSeq and is a predicted model, not a curated record. Gene Ontology annotation, molecular function: GTP binding; GTPase activity. Lineage: Eukaryota; Metazoa; Chordata; Aves; Strigiformes; Tytonidae. The coding region runs from base 282 to 908 and encodes 208 amino acids. The transcript has a single exon.
CCUCCCUCCUUCAGCACCCUCAACCCACGGAGAUUGGACAGCCUGGUGCCACAUGGCAGAGAGCAACCGGGAUAAAAGAUGAGCUGGACUGGGGGACUGUAGCAUCUGCAGCAAAACAGUGGGGAGAAGUUUGCAGGGAGGUGGCACCAAGCUUCCCCGGCUGCACCGAGCCACUGCAGGGGAGGGCAGACAGACGGACGGGCGCCGGGGCUGUGGCCACUCAGGGACACCCGUGGGGUGAGCGGCAGCUGCAGAGCAUCCCGUCCCCUCUGCGCCCAGCCAUGUCCCUGGUGGUGAAGGAAAAGAACCACGUGCGGUUGGUCUUCUUGGGUGCUGCUGGCGUGGGCAAGACAGCCCUCAUCCGCCGCUUCCUGAUGGACACCUUUGAGCCCAAGCACCGGCGCACGGUGGAGGAGCUGCACAGCAAGGAGUACGAGGUGAGCGGGGCCACGGUCAAGGUGGAAAUCCUGGACACCAGUGGCAGUUACUCCUUCCCGGCCAUGAGGAAACUCUCGAUCCAGAACAGCGACGCCUUCGCCCUGGUCUACGCCGUAGAUGACGCCGAAUCCUUUGAGAGCAUCAAGAGCUUGCGGGAGGAGAUCCUGGAGGUGAAGGAAGACAAGUUCCCUCCCAUCGUGGUGGUGGGCAACAAGGCGGAGAACGGCGGCGGGCGGCAGGUGCCGGCGGAGGAUGCUCUGUCACUGGUGGAGCUGGACUGGAACAGCCGCUUCGUGGAGACGUCGGCCAAGGACAACGAGAAUGUCCUGGAGGUCUUCAGGGAGCUGCUGCAGCAAGCCAACCUGCCCAGCCGGCUCAGCCCGGCGCUCUGCAAGAGGAGGGAGACGUUGCCCAAGGAGCAGGCGCUGAGGCCUCCCAUGAACAAGACCAACAGCUGCUCGGUGUGCUGAGCCGGCCCCCGGGGCCGGGGGAAGGCGCCGGCGGCAGCGGCACCGGCUGGAAACCCAGGUGGGGAGAGGCAUCGCCUCGGCCAAAACCAACCCCCCUGCCUCCCACCCCUUUCCCUCCUCUUCCCCACCCAGCCCGCCGGGGCCGGUGAGGGUUGGCGAUGACAGGGAGGAGGGACUUGGAAGGGAUGCUGGCUGCUGGAAGGGCGCGGGGAAGAGGGCGAGUUCCCAAAAAGGCGGGGGGAGGAGGGCCAGGGAAACCGCCGUCCGGCACCGGCACGUCGCAUCCGCGGGCGGGCAGCUCCUCGCGUGCCGGGAGAGGAGGACAAGGGACGGGCCUUCGGCUGCGCUCCCCCGGCUCGCGUUCGGGGCCUGUGUCACCUCGCCCCCAGCACUUGCACGUACAACCUCCUGGCACAGCUACGGUCACGACGGCAGAUCCAGUGUCCAAAGUAGUUCUGAUUUUGUACCCUGCCGUAGAGCAUGAGAUAGGGCAGUCGAUGCAUCUCUUUGGUUAUCUCUUUUCUCUUUUUGUUUUGUUUUGGUUUUUGUUUUUUUUUUUUUCUAAAGCACACUCAAUAAACAUAUUAUUGCAAAACAGAGCUGGAAAACAC